AUGCCACCCAAGAGAGCACAAAUGAGCUUCACACAAUGUACACGGGCUGAGCUGCUGGGAGCAGCGCUGGCUGCCGGUCCAGCCGGCAGACGGCCAGGUGGCUUCGGCGCCGUCUCGGCGCCGCCCUCGACCCCGGGUCACGGGAAGCGGUCCGCCGCGGCCGAGCCCAGCCCAGUCCAGUCCCAGUGGCCGGGGUCUGGCGCGGCCGCAUCGCUGCUGGCGAUCAGCCCCCAGCCUCAGCCCCAGGCGAGACCGUCUCGCAUGCCGAGCCGCGGGCGCCGCCGGCGCCACAGGCAGGCAAGGUCGGCGCUGGGCCCCCACUCCGCUCCGCACUGCCCCUUUUGGCACGACAGCCUGCCUGUCCCCGGGAGGCGUCGACCCGCCGCCCCGGACACGCCCCUCGCCGCUCGCCUCACGCCUCACGCCUCACGCCUCGCGCCGGGGUCGGGUCACGCGGCCACAAAUCCUCGUCGAGUGGCGCCGGCGCCAGACUCCAGACCGCAGCCUGUUGUCGCCUCGCCUCUCAUCGCCUCGCCUCGUUCACAGCCGGCGGUCAGGCGAGACGCCGUAAAAACGCAGGCCAGACAAAGCACGCCGGGCCACGCCGCCUGUUCACAGGGCGUCACCUAG
Molecule: messenger RNA, 630 nt
Organism: Schistocerca americana (American grasshopper)
Lineage: Eukaryota; Metazoa; Arthropoda; Insecta; Orthoptera; Acrididae
Product: transcriptional regulatory protein AlgP-like
Exons: 2
Coding region: 1-630 (209 amino acids)
Source: RefSeq, a predicted model, not a curated record